CCCGCCCCCGCCGCCAUCUUGCGCCGCCGCCGCCGCCGCUCCCGCCGCUCCCGCCCGGCCCGGCCCGGCCCGGCCCCACCGGAGCCCGCGCGGGGUCGGGCCCGGCCCCGCCAUGGCCGAGGAUUUCUGGGAGGCUCCGCGCCGCUGAGCCGGGCAGGGCCAUGGACCGGAUGAAGAAGAUCAAGCGGCAGCUGUCGAUGACGCUGCGGGGCGGCCGCGCCCCCGACAAGGGCCUGGGGGACCCCCGCGACGGCGCCGGCAGCGACAGCGAGCCGGGGGGGGAUGAGGCCCGGAUGGGGUCGGACGGGGAGAGCGACCCCCCCUCGGGGACAUCCUCGGAGGAGGUGGCGUCACCCGUGAGGCUGCGGCAGCACCCGCGGCACGGAGCCUGCGAGGACGUCACCAAGCGCCUGUCCCUGCCCGCUGACACCCGCCUGCCCGAGGGGGGGCUGGGGCUGCCCGGGCCCCUGAGCCGCCGCCUGCGCCGCGUCUCCCUGUCGGAAAUCGGCUUCGGGAAGUUGGAGACCUACGUGAAACUGGACAAACUGGGGGAGGGCACGUACGCCACGGUGUACAAGGGCCGCAGCAAGCUGACCGAGAACCUGGUGGCGCUGAAGGAAAUCCGGCUGGAGCACGAGGAGGGAGCGCCCUGCACGGCCAUCCGCGAGUGUCCCCUGCUGCGGGAUCUCAAGCACGCCAACGUGGUGACGCUGCACGACAUCGUGCACACGCCGCAGUGCCUGACGCUGGUCUUCGAGUACCUGGACCGGGACCUGAAGCAGUACCUGGACGAUUGUGGGAACGUCAUCAGCAUGCACAACGUCAGGCUCUUCCUGUUCCAGCUGCUGCGGGGUUUGGCCUUCUGCCACCGCCACAAGGUCCUGCACCGCGACCUCAAACCGCAGAACCUGCUGCUGAGCCGCCGGGGGGACCUCAAACUGGCUGACUUCGGCCUGGCCCGGGCCAAGUCCAUCCCCACCAAGACGUUCUCGAGCGAGGUGGUGACGCUGUGGUACCGCCCGCCCGACAUCCUGCUGGGCUCCACCGAGUACAGCACCCAGAUCGACAUGUGGGGGGUCGGCUGCAUCUUCUCGGAGAUGGUGACGGGGCGGCCGCUGUUCCCCGGGGCCACCGUGGAGGAGCAGCUGCACUUCAUCUUCCGCCUGCUGGGGACCCCGACGGAGGAGACGUGGCCGGGCAUCGGUGCCAACGCCGAGUUCCGGGCACACAAAUACCCCCUGUACCCCCCCGAGGGGCUGCGGCAAGCACGCGCCCACGGCUGGGACCAGGACGGCGCCGAUCUCCUGGGGCAGCUGCUGCAGUUCGAGGGGCGGCGGCGGCUGCCGGCGGCGGAGGCCAUGGGACACGCCUUCUUCAGCUGCCUGGGGCCGCGCGUCAGCGCCCUGCCCGACACCACGUCCAUCUUCGCGCUGAAGGAGAUCCAGCUGCAGAAGGAGCCGGGGCUGCGCUCGGGGCCGCUGCCCCCCACGGGUUCUUCCGCCUUCCGGGUGCUCGACACCGAGUUCUGAUGUUGAGCAGCGCCCGGACUGCUGCUGCGCCCCCCAGGACCCCCCAGAUUUGGGGCUGGGGUCCCCCCAAAAAACUCCACAACGUCGGGGACGCCCCAGAACUCCUCGGGGGGGGGGGGGUCCUUGGACUGCAGACCCCCCCCCAAAAUCCCCCCUCCCCCACCUGAGGAACUGCUGCUGGAUUUUGGGGGGGGGGUUCACGUGGGACCCCCAUUCUGGGGGGGUCUGGGGGGGAUUUGGGGUCCCCUCCCCGUUUUUUGGGGUCCCCUCCCCAUUUUUGGGGUCCCCCCCAUUUUUUGGGGGGGGUCUCCCCCCCGGUUUACGUCGAGUUUUAUUUUUUCAAGGCAAUAUUAUAAAUCAGAGUCUAUAUCGGCCCCUCCCCCCGGGGGCGGGGCCUGAGGGGGCGGGGCCUGAGGGGGAGUGGGGGAGGGGCGCUUACUCGGAGCUUACUCGGGCUUUACUCCAGGGUUACUCGGGGCUGCGGCGUCUCCUGGGAGGGUUCCCCGCGAGGCUGGGCCCUGGUUACUCCAGGGUUACUUUGGGGUUACUCAGACUUUACUCCAAGGCUGGGCCCUGGUUACUCCGGGGUUACUCCAGGGUUACUCAGAUUUUACUCUGGGGUUACUCAGACUUUACUCCAAGGCUGGGCCCAGGUUACUCCAGGGUUACUCAGACUUUACUCCAACUUUACUCCAAGGCUGGACCCACUCCA
Molecule: messenger RNA, 2241 nt
Organism: Passer domesticus (house sparrow)
Lineage: Eukaryota; Metazoa; Chordata; Aves; Passeriformes; Passeridae
Product: cyclin-dependent kinase 16-like
Biological process (GO): exocytosis; protein phosphorylation; neuron projection development
Cellular component (GO): nucleus; synaptic vesicle; cytoplasm
Molecular function (GO): ATP binding; cyclin-dependent protein serine/threonine kinase activity
Source: RefSeq, a predicted model, not a curated record